AUGUCACUUUCUUCAAAACGCAAGCGAGCCAGCAAUACUGCAAAUUCUUCCAAACAAGCACCACCAAAUCAUACCGCAGUCGACAAAGAAUCCACACAAAACGCCACCACCACAACUUCCAUAAACUACGAAGACGACGCCAACGAUCUUUCUGCCAAUUCCUCGAACUCGUUUCACACUGACGACGAACCAAUUUCUUCUAAGAGACCGAUUAGAAUUUAUUGUGAUGGGAUAUUUGAUUUGUUCCAUUUCGGACAUGCUAGAAUGCUUGAGCAGGCUAAAAAGGUCUUUAAAGAUCGGGACGUUUAUUUACUUGUCGGAGUUUGUGACGAUCAGUUAACGCACGAGAAAAAAGGGAAGACGGUCAUGGAUGAAUACGAGCGUGCGGAAUCUUUAAGACAUUGUAAAUGGGUUGAUGAGGUUAUCGAGCAUGCACCUUGGGCCAUUGAUCAAGCUUUUUUAGAUAAACAUAAAAUCGAUUACGUCGCCCACGACGAUCUUCCUUACGCUUCGCAAGAUACCGCCGAUGUGUAUGCAUUCGUCAAGGAACAAGGAAAAUUUCUUCCUACACAACGCACCGAAGGUGUGUCCACUUCAGAUCUAAUAACGCGUAUCGUAAGGGACUAUGAUCAAUAUGUAAGAAGGAAUCUGGAGAGAGGGGUUACAGCAAAGGAACUUAAUUUGGGCUUCUUAAAGGAGCAAGAAGUAAACCUAAAAAAAUCUAUAUCUGAAAUAAAAUCUUCAAUCCAUCAAAACUGGCACGGGACAAAAACUGAACUGCGAAAUGACUUUUCAGAGUUGAAAAAUGAUUUACGGCAAACUUUUGCCGUUUGGGAAGAGAAAAGUCAGGAAUAUGUGCGAGAGUUCUCGCGAAGGUUUGGUGCUGAAUCCGUGGUGGAUAAACUAUUUCGUCGACGAUCACGAAGAAAUACCUCGGUAGAUGUAGCCACUUCCGUGAUAACGGGCGUUCCGUCGGAUCACCUACGCGUUCUGGCAACCCUAAUGUCAACCUACCCACUUGCUCUGAUAUUUCGUAGUCUUCCCCCGAAAAAUCAAAAUCUUAAGCAUCUUUUCAGUCUAACCUUCGCUAUACUAGUCAUGUUUGGAAUGUUUGACGUGGCUAAUACAGCGUCAAUGUCGCGUUUUGUUACGGGGGUUUAUGGGUUCUUGGCAUGUGCGUUGCUUUGCUAUGUCGUCACAGUGUAUGUGAAAGGAAAAUGGGCACCGAGAAUCGUUUUUUUUUUGGCAAUGGGUCAUUUGAGCAUUAGCCAUAUUUAUCGUCAGUUAUCCCGAACUUCCUCUGAUAAAUUUGACUUAACGGGGCCACAAAUGAUUCUCGUGAUCAAAUUGACCACUUUUGCAUAUAAUGUUUAUGAUGGUCAAAAACCAACUCAAGUGAGUUUUGAAUUAACACCAUAUCAACAAAGUAAACGUAUCACGGUCAUGCCAUCAUUACUUGAAUAUCUUGGCUACGUGUUUUUCUUUGGUGAUUUUUUAGUUGGUCCGGCGUUCGAGUUUAUGGAUUAUCGUCAAUUUAUCACAAUGGAUAUGUACAGAAUUUCAUCAAAAAAUCGGGAGCAACAUAAUAAUGAGGUUAAGCAGAGCCGGAAAAACAACAUUCUUAGUCAAAUUAACGGACAAAUACUAGAUAAACAAAAAGAUGAUGAUAAUGACGAUGAGAAGAAGAAUCUUUACUAUAUUCCAAAUGGAUUUUAUCCGGCUAUGCAAAAAUUGAUGUUUGGGCUGUUUUGGAUUGCAUUAAAUAUGUUGAUGGCGAAGGAUUUCACGAUUGAAUGGACGUUGAGUGAAGAAUUUAAAAAAAGAUCGUUCUUGUAUAGAUUCUAUUAUAUACAAAUUGCUGCAUUCUGCGCCCGAUUCAAAUAUUAUGUUGUGUGGCUGAUCGCUGAAGGAGCUUGUAUUCUAUCAGGAUUAGGGUUUAAUGGAUACGACGAUAAAGGAAAUGUUAAAUGGAAUCGUGUCACAAAUAUUGACGUCAUUGCCUACGAAACAGCUGAUAAUAUCAAGACUCUGUUGGAAGCAUGGAACAUGAAUACGAACAAAUGGCUGAAAAAUUACGUUUAUUUACGCAUAACACCAUCUGGCAAGAAACCAAGCUUUUUCUCGACUUUUGCCACGUUUGGGACUAGUGCUUUAUGGCAUGGAUUUUUCCCAGGCUAUUAUCUAACUUUUGUGAGUGGUGCAUUCGUGCAGAGUACACACAGAGCCAUAAGACGCAACAUUCGUCCACUCUUUCUCACACCAAAAUUAUCAUCAUACAAACGAAUCUACGACUUAACUGGUUGGUUUGUCACGCAGACCACCAUAAACUACCUGAUCGUCCCGUUCAUUCUUUUAUCCCUCCGACAAUCUCUCUACGUCUGGAAACUAAACUACUUUACUCCACACAUUGGCGUCAUAUUGAUCAAUGUGUUGUUCGCAAUGGGUACCGGUAGGCUGUUGAUGAAAGCGUGUGGGCUAUUGUCAGACAGAAAAGUUUUGUUGAAACAAACGGAGAAAAUAGAAAACGUGCCUGAAACUGGAUUUCCUGAUAACUAG
This is a messenger RNA of Ambispora leptoticha, 2556 nucleotides long. The record is from the annotation of a GenBank genome assembly. Lineage: Eukaryota; Fungi; Glomeromycota; Glomeromycetes; Archaeosporales; Ambisporaceae.